CUCACUACAAACAGUAACAAGGCAGUAUAACCUGGUGAUAUGGAGGCACUACAUAUAGAGAGGACAUGUGAAGUGCAAACAGAGCAUUCCAGCCUUCAGUCUGUUCUCCGUCAGCGUCGUGGGUUAAAGAACAGAAACAUCUCCAGAAACACACCAAGAGCUACAGAGGUGGAAUAAAGUGCUGCAGGCAAGUUUCCAGGGCCUCGUUUCUUGAAUAUUGACUGCAUUUCACAAUACAAACUUUGAGCCAGACUACAUGCUGAUGUGAGAGAUCUCACUACAAACAGUAACAAGGCAGUAUAACCUGGUGAUAUGGAGGCACUACAUAUAGAGAGGACAUGUGAAGUGCAAACAGAGCGUUCCAGCCUUCAGUCUGUUCUCUGUCAGUGUCGUGGGUUAAAGAACAGAAACAUCUCCAGAAACACACCAAGAGCUGCAGAGGUGGAAUAAAGUGCUGCAGGUAGAAAUAUCUCCAGAAACACACCAAGAGCUACAGAGGUGGAAUAAGGUGCUGCAGUGAAGUGACCAUGCCUCGCUUCUCAUUAGUCCUGUGUGUGUUUGCGCUCGGACUCUUCUGCCUGUCAGGUGCUGAAGAUAGCCAAGCUGAGUCCAGGGAAAAGCGGGACAUGCCAAACUGGGCGCUGACCUCCUCGGACUUUUUCGGCUGGAUCGAAGAGCUGCGCAAUCACGCUGGCUAUGACAAAAUCGACGAGCUGGCCAGAACCUUCUGGGCUCAUUUCCCCUCAGCUAGUCGCUUGGGCUACGAUUCCCCAGCUCCUGAAGAAUGAUGACGUAUGCGCUGUUUUUCUGUGCAAUAACACUAAUGCUGUCUGAACUGCUACCACUUUUCAGAAAUUCCUGCCUAUUUUGAAGUUCCAUUAAAGAUUGUCAAAAUGUCUUUGA
Pangasianodon hypophthalmus (striped catfish) is the source of this 903-nucleotide messenger RNA. It is a transcript of the gene otos2, whose product is annotated as otospiralin 2. The coding region runs from base 528 to 788 and encodes 86 amino acids. Lineage: Eukaryota; Metazoa; Chordata; Actinopteri; Siluriformes; Pangasiidae. The transcript is spliced from 5 exons. Gene Ontology annotation, biological process: sensory perception of sound. The record is from RefSeq and is a predicted model, not a curated record.